UUCGGGUCUGGACCCUUCUUAAGAAAAAUGUUUUACUGUAUCUGCCUUCCCUUCUUGUGACAUGGUCCCUGGAAUGCAAGUCUGCCAGACUAGGCCAAGCUAUGUUCUGGAGAUCUACCUGUUUAAACGCUGACAUGAUCCCAGCUGAAGGAAGACAAAAGUGAGAUGGGCUACCACUUGAGCCGCCACCAGCCGCGGCGUGAGCCGAGACCCUCGCACCUGAAGCAGCACCGAGGGCCGUACCUCAGCGGGACGUGGAGCUUUGCGGACGCGGCCUGCUGUCGCGUCAACAUUAACACGGCCACCGAGGAGGAGCUGAUGACGCUGCAGGGCAUCGGCAGGACUCUGGCGCACAACAUCGUGGUUCACCGGCACAAGAUCGGCGGCUUCCGCAAAGUCGAGGACGUGGCUUUAGCGCCGGGAGUAGGGGCUGCGAGGCUGCAACAGAUCCGGCCCGAGAUCUGUGUGAGCAGCCGGGGCUCCCCUCAGUCCGUGGGGAAUUUGUCGAGUUUCGAUCUGCUGUCCUCCACCCGGCUGAACGUCAAUGUCGCCUCGGAGAAGCAGCUCGCGGCAUCGCUGGGGAUCGCGCCAGAUCUCGCCCAGAGUCUUGUCCAACACCGCACCUUGCACGGACCUUUCCAACGUGUCGAGGAUUUGCUUCAGGUGGACGGGGUUGAUGUGCCUUUGCUGAGCGCGAUCAGAUCGAAACUCAGCGUCUCCCUUCCCAGACCGGUCUCCGCCUCCUCAUGCACCCGGUUGGUGAACAGACCCGAUCAAAUGUCCUCUUACUACAGCUUGCAGGACCUCAACUUGAACCAUGGUGUUUGUGGUCGCUUCACUUCAGCUGGGAGCCCAGCUGAGGCCUUCAGUGGGAUUUUUGACAGGAGGAAGGUAAUCCGUAUCGGCACUUGGAACCUACAGAGCCUCACGUUGGACAAGGUCAACAAUCCAGGAGUGAGGGAGGUCAUCUGCUUGACUCUGCUUGAGAAUGGGAUUAAGUUAUUGGCGGUACAGGAGAUACUGCAUGAAGAUGCUUUGGAAAAGAUAUGCCUGGAGCUUGAGAAACCGACUAUUGCUACAGUGCAAGAAUGGAAAGGAGACCGUGGCAAGUGGAAAUAUGUUGCAUUAAAUACCUCACUAGGACAGGAAAAACGGAAUGUUGAACAGGUGGCCUUCCUUUGGGACACUACCUCAGGCCUUGAGCUGGACCGGGCCAUCAGCCUAGAGAAGCUGCUGGAACAGUAUAACAGACAUCAGCCAUACAGCCAACCUUUGCUAGGCUUCUUUAAGGUAGGAACGCUUUUGCUCAACAUCAUCAACGUUCAUCUUAAGUCCAAAUCGGAUCCUGAAGUCGUCACAGGCGUCCCACAAAAAACCCUGCCAAUGGACACGCUCCAAGCACAUCUCGCAGACCAGAAGCAGCUCAUCAUUCUGGGGCACUUUGGUUUGCAGCCCGAUGCCAUUGAGUUCAAUAUACUGAGAGAGAACCACUUCCAACACUGCGUCCCCAGUGACGUAUUCACGAACGUCAGCAGCAAUGACCAGGACAGAGAUGUCACCCAGGGCAACAUCUGGUGGAACCAGGAAGUUGCAAAUGCUUACACAGGGAGAUGGGGGGUAAUUCGACAGGGCCUCAGCAGCCCCUGGAUUCCAGAUGGUUGGAAAUGGGGAGGAGUCAUUUCCCAGCAUUGCCCAGUUUGGAUGGAGAUCUUCACUGACGAGAAAUAAACCAGGAAAAUCAAUUUACACUGAAACAGCCAUCAAGAAUGACAGAGAAAAUGGGCUGGCAGGAUGAUUUCAAGUAGCUUGUUUGUUUGGUUUUCCAAUUCAAUGACUCUUGGGCAAGGUUUUUCAUUGACCUGUAGAAUCUUCUAAUUCAGUUACCAGCAGACAAUCUUGAUUUCCUGUAAAUCCCGAUCACCUCGCAGACUACAGGGUGCCUACAGCAGUCGCGUGGCAUGGAAAACAUUGAUUUUGACGACUGUUUGGUCAUCGGUUAAAAUCUUGUUGGUCAGCAAUUGGGAAAACCUCUGUAGAGCUUCAGUGGAUUCAGACUUGGAUUUUACUUGUUGCCUUUGGGCCUCUGGGCAGCAGAGUGUCUCAGAAACCCUCCGAUACCAAUCUAUUGGAAACAGGAAGGCUUCACAACAUUGGUUCGUCUUACCUCUGAGAUCAUCAUAAUGACUGACAUUAAUGGAUGCCAAUAGACUUUUGGAUUGAGGUCCACAUUCCACAAGGUGCACCUUCCAGGUUAGUUUGAUCCUGUCAUCCAUUUCUAUAUUUUUUUUAUUUUGAAAAUGCCUUCAUUUGCUCAUCAAAACUGACGCCAGUGUUAUAGCUGGGGUGCAUUCUGUGCUGUUGCCACUCUUGUGCUUCCUGCAAGUGGUGUCGAGCACCACCCUUCAGGGGUCUUCAUUGUUCCUGAAGAGUUUGUUCCAUUUUUCUCCAUGCAGAUGCUGUGCAUUUACUCAUUUUCUGCUUUUUUUUUCAGAUUUCUAGCAUCUGCUACAGUUUGCUCUCUUUUUGUGUUUGACAGAGUCUUCAGGUUUCUCUUCCACCCUGCUCAAUAGAAAGUCCACUUGUAAUUCUUCAGAUUUUUUGUAUAAUUGGAAACAUUUUCUCCCCCGCCGGCUUCUUAUUAAAAGCACUGGGCAUGCCGUGUUACAGUGUCACAGACAUUGGCAGCUCUCUCGUUCCAGCUUGAAAUGGUCAUUCUCUAACAGCAAGCCCGACUAUGAAGGAUGAAGGGCAUUUUGGAACCAUAAAGGUAUCAUAUUAUACCUUCCCAGCUUGUUUCUCAGCAGAGACUGUUACAAAAUGAAGAAAAUCAGGAAACUGUCUAAUUAAUGCAACUUUCCAACAAAUCUUUUGAAACAAUACAGUUAGCAUUCCACUUUCCCGCAGACAAAACUAAACUGUUGCUCUGUCUAACCACAGAUGAAAAGUCUUUUCCCAGUACUGACUUAAUGUAACUUAUUUGUACCUGGCACACUUUUUUAUUCAGUCAUUCAAAGCUGUGCACUUUGUUUGUAGAUAUGUUUGCUGUUUGACAGUUUGUUUGCACUUUUAGUGACUAUUGCCAUUACUUUUGCUUGUACUAGAAUUAAUACCAUCAUGAUGUUUAAUGGGUGCUUCCCAAAUUAUAGUGUUCUGAUUGUUCUUCAAAUCCACUCUCCAUCGAGAUGAUUGUAUGCCAUUCUCGUGUGUAACUCUUGUGUGAAUCACUGAGCACUUUGUUACUGACGUAUCGUGUGUAUUUCCUCUCCCUCAAGUUCAUAGGAUCCCUGGUGUGGAAGCAGGCCAUUCAGCCCAUCGAGUCCGCACUGACCCUCCGAGGAGCAGCCCUCCCAGACCCAUACCCCCUACUUUAACCCUGCAUUUUCCAUGUUAAUCCACCUAGCCUGCACAUCCCUGGACUAUGGGAGUAAACUGGAGGAAAACAAAAGCAUACCCAGAGAGAACGUGCAAAAUCCCCAUAGGCAGUCAUCCGAGAGUGCAGUCAAACCUGCGUCCCUAGCAAUGUGAGGCAGCGGUGUUAAUCGCUGUGCCACCAUGCUGCCCAAGUUCUCAGACCAUCUUGCAGACAAGUUACGUUUCACAAGUAGAACACCACAGCUAAAACAAAAAUCGCAGCAGAACUUUUACUACUUUAAAAUAGGAAUUUCAAAUGAAAAAAAAUGCACAGACCUCAAGUAAAUAAAGCCCCAUCUCUUCUCCAGAUAUAGGUCUGAACUGAAACCACUGAAGCAUAUCCACUUAUUUUAGCAGUGUGGUAUUCCUCACAGCUAUCCUUGCCGCCCCUCUGAGGAUGGCUAACAGGUUACGGGCAACAUAGUAGCAUUGACUGAUGUUCGUUAAUGGGGUGGGCACUAAACCCAUUUUAAUGGAAGGAAACCUUCAGCCUAUCGACCUGGGCAGGAUUCGAAUCCAGGUCAGUGAGGGGGGAAAAGGGCACCCUGCUGUUUCACUGAAGUAGAGUGCCAGA
This is a messenger RNA of Stegostoma tigrinum, 3985 nucleotides long. RefSeq names its product endonuclease/exonuclease/phosphatase family domain-containing protein 1-like. The record is from RefSeq and is a predicted model, not a curated record. The transcript has 8 exons. Lineage: Eukaryota; Metazoa; Chordata; Chondrichthyes; Orectolobiformes; Stegostomatidae. Gene Ontology annotation, cellular component: plasma membrane. The coding region runs from base 166 to 1728 and encodes 520 amino acids.